Messenger RNA from Eutrema salsugineum, 1863 nucleotides. RefSeq lists its product as uncharacterized. The transcript is spliced from 12 exons. The coding region runs from base 423 to 1619 and encodes 398 amino acids. NCBI's taxonomy places the organism in Eukaryota, Viridiplantae, Streptophyta, Magnoliopsida, Brassicales, Brassicaceae. The record is from RefSeq and is a predicted model, not a curated record.
AAUGCUCCACGAUCCCACGAAACGUGUCUCUCUAACUUCAAUCUUCCUCAUUAAUUCUCAGAUUCUACUUCAACAAAUUCCCAUUUUAUUCAUCUCUCAGCUUUAAUCUAUUGAGUACUUUCAUUUCUGAUUUUUGUUAAGCAACAGAGCAAAUCAGCAAAUUGUAAAUGCUUGGCUAAAAGCUUAUCUGUGAGACUUUGGGUUUUUCAUUGUUUAGCUCUGGAAAAAAUAAAAGUCAGAAUCUUAUUACUCUUUUAAAGCUUUAGAUUUCGAGACGAGAAUUUAAAACGACCAAGUUCGGGAUAUUCGUUUCUUCUUCUACUUUCGUCUCUUCCUCUUCCUUCUCCUAAAGGGGUUUUAUUCCGUCAAAAACCCCUUUUUUGAGAAGGUAAAAAGGCAUAAACAGAGAGAUCGCCAAAUUCAUGAAACAGGGUUCGAUGAAUAGAUCGUGUCUCUGUAGUGUCUUGAUCGCCACUGCUCUGAUUUGUGGUGCUUACUUCAUUGGCAACGCUUAUCUUGAUAAAGAAAUUAAAGAGAAAUUGCUAAGAUGGAAAAUCACUGAUAAGAUGCAUAAUACCACUGAUAAGAUGCGUAACAACACUGAUAAGAUGCAGAACGCAAGAUCCGGUACAUGCGAGAAUCUCAAUAAGCCAUUGGGUACUGAUGCAUUACCGCAAGGAAUUAUCGCCAAAACAUCAAACUUGGAGACGCAACAUCUAUGGAACUACGGUGACACAAAAAAGGGGAAUCCGAAUCGUUCGAUGAGUUUGUUAGCCAUGGCUGUUGGAAUCAAGCAAAAGGAGCUAGUCAACAAAGUUAUCCAAAAGUUUCCUCCUCGAGAUUUCGUGGUCAUGCUUUUUCAUUACGAUGGUGUUGUCGAUGAUUGGAAGCAGUAUCCAUGGAAUGAGCAAGCAAUUCAUGUUUCUGUGAUGAAUCAAACUAAAUGGUGGUUCGCUAAACGAUUCUUGCAUCCUGAUAUAGUUGCAGAUUAUGAGUAUAUAUUUCUUUGGGACGAAGAUCUUGGUGUUGCUCAUUUCAGUCCUCGAAAAUAUCUAUCUAUUGUCAAAGAAGAAGGUCUUGAGAUAUCGCAACCGGCUCUGGACACUACAAAAUUAGAAGUGCAUCAUCCUAUAACCGCUCGUCGCAAGAACUUAAAAGUUCACAGGCGGAUGUAUAAAAACAAAGGUAGUGGGCGAUGUGAUGACCAUAGCACCAAUCCUCCCUGCAUCGGGUGGGUAGAAAUGAUGGCACCUGUUUUCUCUAGAGCAGCAUGGAGAUGUUCUUGGUAUAUGAUUCAGAACGAUUUGAUCCAUGCUUGGGGUUUGGAUAUGCAGCUUGGAUAUUGUGCUCAAGGUGAUCGGAAGAAGAAUGUAGGUGUUGUUGAUGCAGAGUACAUAGUUCAUUAUGGUCUUCCCACACUCGGUGUGGUUGAGACAGCUUUAAGCUCUGUGAAGAAUGAGACAAACGCGAAAUCAUCAAUUUCACUGGAAUCAUCAGAGUCACAUGAAGUGGAUAAUAGACCAGAAGUGAGGAUGAAAUCAUUUGUAGAGAUGAAGAGAUUCAAGGAACGUUGGAAGAAAGCUGUCAAGGAUGAUAGAUGUUGGGUCGAUCCGUAUUGAAAUUUGAAACUCAGGCGGUUUAAGUAUACCGAACUAAACCGGAUUACCUUUCACAGAUAGUGUUGAGUAUGUUUUGUAGUCCAAUGUAUACCAUUAUUUUGGUACAUAGAUUGUGUUUUACUGGUGGGACAAAGUUCAGUGUACUUGUGUAUUCUGUGAGUAGAUUUAUUUAUUUUAUUUUUUGUAAUAUCUUAUACAAUUUUUUUUGUACUUGUUAAAUAUUUGAUGGUUAGAAAUCCAGUUG